This is a messenger RNA of Lodderomyces theae, 1188 nucleotides long. RefSeq names its product RNA polymerase III-inhibiting protein (gene MAF1). The transcript is spliced from 2 exons. Gene Ontology annotation, molecular function: RNA polymerase III core binding. Gene Ontology annotation, biological process: negative regulation of transcription by RNA polymerase III. Bases 1 to 1188 code for a protein of 395 amino acids. Lineage: Eukaryota; Fungi; Ascomycota; Pichiomycetes; Serinales; Debaryomycetaceae. Gene Ontology annotation, cellular component: nucleus. The record is from RefSeq and is a predicted model, not a curated record.
AUGAAGGUGUGUACUAAUAUCAUAUCAUUUAUUGAACUCCUCCGGCUCGGUCAUAACCGUUUAAGUUCUUCCAAGCGCUGGGGGUACAUUGAUGAGAUUGACCUUGAAUUGGUCAAUCAAGAACUAAAUUUCACCCUGGCUGAUAACUCGUUGCAAAUUAGAGGAGGAUGUGAGCUAUUCACUACGAAGCCAAUUGCAUCGGAUCGGAAACUAUUCAAAACUAUUGAUAAACAUUUGGAUCAGAUAAUUGAGGAUAAUAUAAUAUCCCGGUCUUUAGAGAAGGAACGGCAGAAUUCGAUAUCGUCGCUAUUCGGCACUAGUGGAAGUCCUCAAGAUGUUCGAAUACAGGAGCAACUGCAGCUACAACACCCACAGCAGCAGCAAAGACAACGAAGGUCUAGCUCAACGCUGACGAAAAUCCAGUUCCACAAAUCAGUGGUUCCCGACAUUAAGGAUCCUGAGCAUACACCCAAUGCCUCUUUGCUUUCGAAAUCAUUGAAUGCAACCGAUGACAGUUUCUCCAAUGAUGCUGAACAACAACAAGAUGAGCACGCCAUUGAUGAUUCACCAUUUGGUCCCUUGAAGAACACAACAACGAGACGCACGUUUGCUUACCUUAUUGGGAUCUUGAACCAUACUUUUCCAGAUCAAGAUUUCAGUGAUCUUCAACCUACUCAUGACUUCAUCAAGGUCCCCGUAUCCGAUUUGCUUACUAAGUUUGAUAACUUGUUGAUGUCAUUGGGCAAGAAAAGCGAUGUCCUACACUGGAUGUGGGACAUUCUUGACUCAUAUAUGGAAGUUUUGCCUUCCAAAACGUCGUCUCCAUACCUAGCUGCUCAGGAUACGGAAACAAUUGAACAUCAUUCCGAAAUCAGCACAAAUAGGAAGAAUAGCGUCAAUAAUGGCAGUAGUAGGCAAGGAUCCCCGCCAAACUCCAAAGCUGUUGGUCAAGAAAGUUGCAGUAUUUACCUGUUUGAACCAGCUAAUGAUUCUAUAUUUGAGGAUAUAGCGUACCCUUAUCAGCCCAUGUGGAGCUAUUUCUGGUUCAUUUAUAAUAAAAAGAGAAAGAGGGUUGCUUUUAUUCGGUUGAUAGCUAUAAACAAAGCUGAUUUGGAGGAGGAAGAGUCAGAUACCAAUAAUGGUGGGGACGAAGACGUGGAUGUGGUUGGUAGUAUCGAGAUUUCGUAA